AUGAACGGCAUAAGCAACAAUUUGGCAGGCGGAUGCGUUAUCAAAGUCGCCCUUAUCGUCGGCUUGCUGGUGUCUCUUGCCUGGACCCUGCCUGUCAACGAGGAAAAUUUCCCGACUGACUCAAUUCGAACUACCGAGAAGCUAGCUGCGGAUGCAGAACUUGGGGAUGGCUCCUUGGAUGCUGGUAGUCAACUCCGCUGGAAACGUCCCGAUGGAAGCGGUGGAUUUUUCCAGAAAUUCGGCCAAAGAAUAAAAGAUAAGAGGACCAGAAAAACAACCACUUCUACUACACCGCCCACAACGACCACCACCACCACUACAGUUCGCACAACGACAACCACACACAGCAAUACCGACAUCAACUGGAGUGCCCACAACGAGCACAGCAAUACCGACAUCAACUGGAGUGCCCACAACGAGCACAGCAAUACCAACAUCAAGCACCACAGUGGCCACAACGACAACUACAGUGGGCACAACGAGCACAGCAAUACCGUCAUCAACUACAGUGGGCACAACGAGCACAGCAAUACCAGCAUCAAGCACCACAGUGGCCACAACGACAACCACAGUAGGUACAACUACAGAGGCCACAACGAGCACAGCAAUACCGUCAUCAACUACAGUGGGCACAACGAGCACAGCAAUACCAGCAUCAAGCACCACAGUGGCCACAACGACAACCACAGUAGGCACAACUACAGAGGCCACAACGAGCACAGCAAUACCGUCAUCAACUACAGUGGGCACAACGAGCACAGCAACAUUACCAUAAAUUCUGCGAGUCUAUAG
Molecule: messenger RNA, 792 nt
Organism: Drosophila obscura
Lineage: Eukaryota; Metazoa; Arthropoda; Insecta; Diptera; Drosophilidae
Product: GATA zinc finger domain-containing protein 14
Exons: 2
Coding region: 1-792 (263 amino acids)
Source: RefSeq, a predicted model, not a curated record